Nomascus leucogenys (northern white-cheeked gibbon) is the source of this 699-nucleotide messenger RNA. Its product is annotated as chromosome 8 C9orf62 homolog. The record is from RefSeq and is a predicted model, not a curated record. Lineage: Eukaryota; Metazoa; Chordata; Mammalia; Primates; Hylobatidae.
AUGCGGCUGGGGCCCCCGUGUCCUGGGGAUCUGAGAGCACACUGUUGGGCAGCAGCCCCUGGAUGGGGCCCACCAGCCUUUGCACAAACCAAGAAGGAGCUUGUCCCCUGGUACCAGGGCACCCAGCUGGCAAGCAUGGGUGGCUGGACCCUGGCUCCCCCAUUGGCACCUGCGGGGCCACACCGUGACCUUCGUGGGCCCCAGACACCAUCCCCCCUGCACCUGAUGGGUCCAUCGCCUUGCCCAGCCUUGGCUCUCAAGGUGACCUUCAAGGACUGCUGCAAGGACUGCCCUGCCAAGGAGCCUGGCACAGCCUGGAGGGGACUCGUCCCCGUCCUUGUGCUGACGCCUGGGUCUCCAGAGACCCACCUCGAACUCGGCCAGGCCUUCCUGGGUUCCCGACAGGUCCGCCAUGGGCGUGAUGCAGCGCCAUCUAGCGGACAGCAGGGCUGCAGCGUGGACAGAACGGCCGGACGCCCAGUCCUGGGCUGGUGGCUGAGGAGCAGCCUCACAGGGCAAGAGGGCACACAACACCUUCAUCUUUCUGGCAUAAGAACCUCAAGAAAACCAAAGGAAUAUAAGGCUGUGUUCUUUGGAGCCACAGAAAGCUCUGUUCACAUGGCAGUCGCUGAAAGUUUAAGGGAGCUGCCGCCCCAAGGGGGUUGGUUUCCGUCUUCCCUGUUUUUAAAGAUCUUUUAA